AUGAACACCACCUGGCUUGUGCCUGUUCUCUCUGUAGUUAACGCUACGAUCAAGCAUCGGGCAGCUGGUCCAAACUGGAGUUGGUCCUUAAAGACGCGACAACGCCGUCCUCCCAGCAAUCGUGGUGAUGCAGAUGAUUGUGGCAAAAACAGCCCUCGGCUGCACGCACAGAGAAAGUUUGCUCAGUCCCCACCCAGCUCUCCAGGACCGUUAGUGCUGAUGACGUCACAGAACAGCCACUCCCACAGCCUGGCUGUGGUCACCUGUCUGACCAAACGUCGCCCUAAGACUGAGGACUUUUUGUCUUUUCUCUGUUUAAGAGGUUCAGCAGCAUUACCGCGCAACAUGUCAUUCUUAACAAGUAAGCGAGACAGGGAGCCAGGUGACAGUCAGCACUGGCCUUCCUGUCACAAGGCUCCAGCUGAGGAGAAGAAAAUCAGGAUGUUGUGUAGAAAAACAGUGCACAGUGACUCCAGAUCACUGAAGAGGAGGCCUGCCAGCCCUGCUGGGGUCAGAUCCAGCUGCCCUUUAACAGCUGGCGCACAGAAAAGGACGGACAGGGAUGAAAGAAAAGGGAAGCCACAGAAGAAGGGAGUGGAGGGGGACAGGCGAGAGGCAGCUCAGAUACACCUCCUGAGACCUCGCCAGCACUUACUUCAUGUCACGAGGGCUAACAAGGUUGCCAUGGUUACUAAAAUCUCUGAGCAAAGAGCCUCCUGUGUAGCGUCAGUCAUUCCUUUAACGCCGAGAACUGGCGUUGGUAACAAACGAGGCGCAAGGCCGAGCAAUACAUACAAAUCAAGGCGCCAUCCCCAAAGCAGAGCCCAGGAAAGCAACAACAAGUACCACCCCCUACAUCACAACCACCGUCGGGCUAACAAUCAGCACCUUCGCCACCCAGCGCUUUCUAAAUACUAUAGCAUCCACACGACCUUCAGUAUUCUCCACAAUUCAGGAAGAAAUUCACGCCAAACUCCACGUUUAAAUAAACGUUCAGUGUCUAGACGGCUGAAUGAGAACCCUGUGGUCCUGAGGUUAUCCAGACGGAGGAGAGGCCUUCCACCAGACACCAGUCCUGUCCUUCCCAAUCGGGUUCCCUUGGACAAAAACUCAUCAAAUGAGUGCCAGACGUUUCAGGACAAAGAUGCUCAUGUCUCACAGGAGAGUGAUAUUUACGAGAUUCAGCAGAAAGGGGACAAUGUUAGAGAGGAUUAUGUGAACAUGUGUGAACGCUCUGAUAACCACGAUGUGAAAGUUGUAGAAAAGAGAUACGGGCAUGUUGGAGAUGUGAAACUGGAGAGGGGAAAGGGAAAUAUAGAAAAGCUGCCUGUGGCAAGCACAGCUGCUCUGGAGGCCUCUGAUCAAAGGGAAAGCCUUACGAAUGUCAGCGCUAGCUAUAACCUCAUGCCUGCUGGUGAGGUUGUAUGGAAACACCUGAGAGAGAAAACACUCCAAAAGCAUCAGAACUCUACAAUCUUAAAGCCACCUGCCAGGGCGAAUGAGUCCAGGGCUGCUGCUGCGAGGACUAGUGUAACUAAAGCUGCUAUUAACUCACCAGCCAAUUCUUUUUCCAGGCACAGUGCCAAGGGUACUAAUAACAGCAAGAAAAUGAAGAAGAGUAGUUUACGAGCCGGCACCAACAUAGCCCACGAAUCCAAAAGUGCUACAAAACAGUCGUCAAUGAGCACCACAAAGGACACGUGCAAGGAUGGUGCACUUACCAUCCGUUGCUGUAGCACUUCCAAAGAGGGGCUUCUCCAGGCCAAGCCUGCUACCUCAGCCAUCAAGACCAGGUUCAGCUCUAGGAUCCUUCUAAAGCAUUAAUUUUUAAACAGUAUCCAAACAUGACGCACUGUUAUGUAACUAAGAUUUUAUGAUGACACGUACAGAAAUGUUUUUAAAAGCUUUUAUUGUGGUGAAUAGUGGCACAGCAUGAUGACGGGUUUCCUUGUCAUGUUCUGUACUGUUGUCGUUGUUGAAGAUAAAAUAAACUGGAAGUCAUGACACUGGCUGAUGCACUAUAAAGUGGACUGUGCAGGAGUGAUGAUGCUUAAAAGCU
Neolamprologus brichardi is the source of this 2059-nucleotide messenger RNA. The record is from RefSeq and is a predicted model, not a curated record. NCBI's taxonomy places the organism in Eukaryota, Metazoa, Chordata, Actinopteri, Cichliformes, Cichlidae.